CAGGUACACAAGACACUCUCAGCAUUCAUCAUGAGGGGCAUCAUUUUAGCAUUGUCCCUAGUUAUCGUAGGGAGUCAACAAGUGCAUUACGAACCCAAUUUUAGUUCAAAGACGACAUACAUUUACAAGUAUGAAGGUGUUAUCCUAACUGGUCUCCCAGAAAAAGAUUUGGCGAGAGGAGGUCUGAAAAUUAUCUGCAAAGUUCAGAUUAGUUCCAUGGGACAAAAGAUCCAUCUUCUUAAGAUCAUUUCACCUCAAAUUCAAGAGUACAGUGGUAUUUGGCCAAAAGCUCCAUUUCGUCCAGCGCAGAAACUGACACGGAGACUGACUGCAGAUCUGAAUAAACCUGUGAAGUUUGAAUACAACCGUGGUCGGGUUGGAAAUAUUUAUGCACCCGCAGACUUGCCAGAAAAUAUUCUCAACAUCUACCGAGGCAUUCUGAACAUCCUACAAAUCAGCAUCAAAAAGACACAAAAUAUUUAUGAUCUACAGGAGAUGGGAGUGGAAGGUAUCUGUCAUACAAGCUACCUUAUUCAGGAGGAUAAGAAGGCUGGACAAAUAACUAUUACAAAAUCAAAAGAUCUGAACAACUGUCAGGAGAAAGCUUCGAAGACAAUGGGCAUUCCCUUUACACAGUUUUGUGAAAGCUGUCAACUGAAAGGCAAGAAUCUACGGAGUUUUUCCACAUACACCUACACAAUGCAAACUAAACAAGGUGGUGCAGAGAUUGUUGAAGUGAACAGCCACGAGACACAUCAGUUCACACCAUUCAAUGAAUUUGAUGGUGGAGUUCUGAUGGAGGCAAGACAACAUCUUAUUUUCUUGGAUUCCACAAGUCAAUCAUUGCCCACCACAUCGUACCACAUGGAAAACCGUGGCACUCUGACAUAUCAGUUUUCCAAUGAACUGUUGCAGAUGCCAGUACAUUUAUUCAAGACCUCAAAUAAUGACACUCAGAUUAUUGAAAUACUGGAAAAUCUAGUUCAGAACAACCAAGAGAAGGCUCAUUCGGACGCUCCAUCUAAGUUUCUGCAGCUUAUUCAGCUUCUGCGUUCGGCAACUUAUCAAAGCAUUCAAACCAUUUGGAAAAAGAAAGCACCCAGACCAGAAUACAGGCGCUGGAUUUUGGAUACAUUACCCAGUGUUGGAACAAUUGAAGCCCUAACUUUUGUCAAAACUAAAAUUGAAGAAGGGGCCCUCACACAGUUUGAAGCAGCUCACAUUUUACUUUUUAUGCUCCAUUCCAUCACACCCGACUGCCAUGGUGUGGAUAAUGCUACGGUACUUUUAUACAGUCCAUACAUACAGAGAACUGCCUUCCUCCGCAGAAUCACAUUGCUUGCUUAUGGAUCAUUGGUAAAAAAAUAUUGUGGAACCAUUCAGGUUUGUGCUGAAGAAACUUUGCAGCCACUCCAUAAGCUACUUGUUGAAGCUAGCAGUAAGUCCAAUGAAGACGAUAUUGUCCUUGCCCUGAAAGCAAUUGGCAAUGCAGGACAUCCAGCAAGCAUAAAGCGUAUUCAGAAAUUCCUACCUGGAUUUGGAACAGGAGCUGCAGCUCUUCCAACAAGAAUUCAGCGUGAAGCCAUAAUGGCACUGCGCAAUAUUGCAGCUUUACAGCCACGCAAGGUGGAAGAAAUCACAAUCCAAUUAUUUAUGAACCCCAAAAAUCAUCCUGAAAUACGAAUGAUGGCUUUUGUGGUGUUGUUCGAGACCAAACCAUCAAUGGCUUCAGUGGCAAUAAUUACUGAUUCACUGAUAAAAGAGACCAAUUUACACGUGGCAAGUUUCACAUAUUCAUUUAUGAAAGCUCUAGUAGAGACCUCACUGCCAGAUCUCCAUUCAGUGGCCACUGCUUGCAAUAUAGCAAUUAAACGCCUGAGUCCAAAAUGUGACCAGUUAAGCUACCGUCACAGCAAAGCCCUGCAUUUUGAUACUUUUAAAGAUAAACUAUUGGCUGGAUUAGAAGCUGAUUUCUAUUUAAUAAACAAUGGAGCCAGUAUUCUCCCAACAUCAGCUUUGGCCAAAUUCAAAGUCUAUGGCCUGGGAGGUACAGCAGGUUUUCUGGAGGUUGGUAUCCAGGCAGAAGGACUGCACGAGGCCAUACAGAAGAGCAGUUCUCCCGAGAGAAAACAACCUCAAAGUGAUAAGUCUCAACGCAUCAUGAAAAGGCUCUCUGGGUGGAAAUCAUUGCCUACAACCAAGCCAUUGGGUGUUGCCUAUAUCAAAUUAUUUGGACAAGAAGUUGCUUUUGUUGAACUUAACAAGAAUGAUAUUCAAGAGGCACUGAAGCUUUUCAACAACCCAGUGAAAAAAGAUGCUCUAUUGAUGAAACUCAAAAAGCAGCUACAACAAGGAUUGACAACACAGUGGUCUAAACCUUUACUGGCAACUGAGGUUCGACAUAUUGUGGCAACAGGAAUUGGUCUACCGAUGGACCUGAGUUUACAUUACAGUAUUCUUACAGCAGUUUCAGUAAAUGCUAAAGCACAGUUCGCUCCAAACCCUUCAUCCAAUGUCACGGCAGCUAAAUUGCUGAACUCCACCAUUCAGCUUAACGUUCAAGUCACCCCAAGUGUAGUCAAAGACAUUACAGCGAUUUUGGGAAUAAACACACAACUGAUUCAGACGGGAGUGGAAACAGUGAAAACAAGGACCAUAAUCCCAUUGGACUUUACUGCAAAAGUAAACUUGAAGGAUAAAAACAUCAACUUUGAGACUUCCCCAUUACAACAGGAGGAUUAUUUGUUCUCAGCGAGAUCUCAGGCUUUUGCGUUCUCAAGAAAUAUUGAAGAUUUAGCUGCAGCAAAAAUAACCCCAAUAUUACCAACAGCAGCAGAGAUGGGAAUGAUUAACAGAGGCUUUGGGUUAGCAAGAAACACAUCGCGAGAUUCUAUACACGUCAUGGCAAGAGAGUCUCCUAUUACGGUGCAACAGGGAACGGUGUGCUCCGCUGAAGAGGCGUCAAAUAAACGAAAGCCCGUAGAGCACAAAGUUUGUGUGGAAAGCAGUACUUUCGGAUUUGAAGUCUGUUAUCAGAUUAAAGCAAAAAAUACCGCUUUCAUCAGAGAUUCUCCACUACACAAAACAAUUGGAGAGAAUGCCUUUGAAGUAUCAAUCAGACCAGUUGCCAAGACACCACCGGUCAAAAAGAUACAAAUAGAAAUAGAAGCAGGAGAGCAAGCAGGUGCAAAAGUGAUCCGCUCAAUAAGAAAAGAUAACACGAAACAAAGCGAUGACUCUGAGGACAUAGAACUUCGCGGUAAAAUGUCUCUUUUGAAUUUGAGAAAACUCCGAAAUUCAAAAGAGCAAAUUCAGGGAGGAACGUAUUCAAACAAUUUCCAGCCAACUCGUGUUAACCUGCAGCUAAACAGAAGGAUAUACACCCUAAGGUCACGUGAAUCCAGAUCAGAGAUGAGAAGCAGUGAUUCCAGUUCAGCUUCAUCCUCAUCUCAGGAGUCAAGCUUCCUCAGGGACUCAAUGUCUCCAAUAUUUGUGGUGCUGGCUCAAGCCAUAAUGAGUGACAACAAAAAGAUGGGCUAUCAGACAACUGCCUAUGUAGACAGAAUGGCAGCACAUCCUGCAAUGCAGCUGUUUGUGGAUGAACUUGAAGGAGAAGGCAAGUGGCGAGCCUGCGUUGAAGCUGAAAUGCCUAAUGAACACAGAGCAAUGGGAGUGCUGAAAUGGGGCAAAGACUGCAAGGACUAUAUGAUUGUUGCAAAAGCAUCAACAGGUCAAUAUGAACACCACCCAGCUAUGCUGUUCAAACUGCAGUGGGACAGGGUUCCUCAUUUCCUAAAACACGCUUCUGAAAUAGUUGCUGAACAUCUGCCAGGUGUUGCCUUUAUGUUGGGAUUCUCCGAAAGACAUCAAAAAAGUCCUUCACACCAUCUGUCAGUGACUGCAGCUGCAACAUCUCCAAGAACCAUUGACUUGUUUAUUAAAACACCGAAGCUUGCAUUGAGUCGCCGAGCCAUUGUUAUACCAGUAGCUUUACCUGUUGAUGUCAAAUCUCCAUCGUUGCAACAAAGUGGUUUUCAUAUCCUUCGUGAAUUACCAUUCAUGAUUUUAGCUAAAGAUGAAUGUACGGUCAGGGAAAAUAAAUUUACACCAUUUACUGAGAACAGCUUUGAGUACAAAAUGCCUGGUGACUGUCCCCAUAUAUUGACCCAAGAUUGUACGUCUGAACUUAAGUUCAUAAUAAUGAUCAAACGUGCCACAGAAUCACCUAACUCAAUGUCACUAAUCCUGAGUCUGCCUUCUGGUGGAAUUGAAAUAGAUUCCAUGCCUUCAGGAGACUUGAGACUAUUCAUCAAUGGCACUGAGAUGCCAAUCACAAGACUUCCACUUCCAAAAUCCAUAACUAUUGACAUGGACAAUGAUAGAGUAAUCAUAGAAGCUGCAGAACUUGGCUUGGAGAAGCUUUACUUCGAUGGCAAAAGAAUCAAGGUUGUUGUAGCUUCAUGGAUGACUGGGAGAACCUGUGGUUUAUGUGGAUAUGGUGAUUUAAAAACCAGAAAUGAAUACAAUCUACCAAAUGGACAAUCAACCAAGGAUGUUGUCAAAUUUGCCCAUUCAUGGUUACUGGCAGGAGAGCGUUGCAGUGAUGCAUGUAAACUGCAGAAGAAAAUUGUGAAACUGGAGAAGCAGAUCAAACUGCAUGGACAGGAAUCAAAUUGCUUUUCAGUCGAACCAGUCCUGCACUGUCGACCUGGGUGUUCGCCAAUUAAAACUGUCCCUGUAUCUGUUGGCUUCCACUGUCUUCCAGCAGAUUCCUUCAUAACUGAUAGAGCUGAACAGAGAAGAUUUGCCAAUCUCGAUCAGAAGAAUGAAGAUUUGCAGGAUGUCAUUGAAGCCCACACUGCUUGUUCAUGUGCUUCUGAAUGUACCAAGGCAGAUAUUUGAGAAACUAUUUUGAAUCCAUUAUCGCAAAGCUCUGUCAUUAAUAUUAAAUACAUGUAUUACUAAUGCAAUUGUAAACUGCAAUAGAUAGAGAAGAUUUAAUGAUAAAGGUGAUGUGUUUAACACCUUUUAAAAUGAAGUAGCUCAGAUGUUCUGAAUUGUCACCUGUGACACUUAAUAAACUCAUCGGUCAGCAAACUAAUCCUAUGAAGUUAUGUCCAAUUUAGUGUGAUGCACAUUUUAAAGGAUUAAACAAUUUACAUGAUGUUUCUAUUUACAAAAUGAAGAACUUGAUUAGUUGUCAAGCAAUGCCGUUAAGAGAAUCCAAAUCAGAUUAAAGUUCACACGUGCAUAUCACCUAUGCAUAGAACUGUUCCCGUGUCUGGAAAGGAAUGCACACGGGAGUGAUGCACCCUGCUUACAAAAUUCCUUAGGGCCAAGUUGACAAAAGGCCCAAGUUCCCAAGACAUGGAAACUCCAGAGUGUGCAUUGAGAUACUGCUUGAAUUUAACCUAAAUUGAAUUUAAGCUAAAUUUGCAUUGUUUGCAAUUGAGAGCGCUGACAGGCAAGCUUUCUGCUGCUUGUCCAGCUAGGACCAUCAUACCCAUUAGUAUUUUGGUUUACAGGGUUAACAGGAGCUGAGUGGAAGAAUUCCCUCUUCCCAGUGACCCCUCCAAGUCCUGCUGACAAGCCAGGCUGACUAAUCUGUGUGCAGGAAUUUUACUUCAUGGCCCACCACAGAGCACUGACUGAAUUCCAACAUUCUGUUGUAAAACACAUAAUCUUGGAGCCAGCUCGACCCCACCUACCUCCCCAACAAGGAAAAUAGAUCAAAUAAA
Molecule: messenger RNA, 5738 nt
Organism: Callorhinchus milii (elephant shark)
Lineage: Eukaryota; Metazoa; Chordata; Chondrichthyes; Chimaeriformes; Callorhinchidae
Gene: vtg3
Product: vitellogenin 3, phosvitinless
Biological process (GO): lipid transport
Molecular function (GO): lipid carrier activity
Source: RefSeq, a predicted model, not a curated record